AUGGCCGCUGCCAUCCCAGACCAGCCUGUAGCAGCACCUGAACCCACGCCUGCAGCAGAUCCCGAAUUCACUACAGAGCAAUUACAAACCCGUUCUAGAGACUUCAUCGCACGGGAGAAGUUCAACCGCCGGUUUACACUACCAGCGACCGACGACCAUGGCGAACUCACCGUGACCUACGCCGUCGCCGGCGAGGAUUGCGACACGGCGCCGACGAUAUUGUUCAUCGGCGGCUUGUACGGUGGAAGGUACUUGGCCACGAUGGCAGACUAUAUCAGCGAGAAGAAGGGUGUGAGAUUUGUUGUCGCGGAUCGCCCUGGAAUGGGUGGAUCAACGCCCGUAAUUCCGUCACAACGACUGGCAGUCUGGCUCGAAACCGUGCCCGCACUGAUGCGCAUUCUCGGCGCUCGGCACGUCGCGAUUGGCGCACAUAGCUGCGGCGUUAUCUACGCGCUUAACACGGUCUACUUGAUGCCGCAGAUCUUAUCUCCGACCGAUCCUAGGCUCUACCUUCUGACGCCGUGGGUGAGCCCCAAAUUUAGUGGUAUCAGUUACUUAUCGCUCUCAUCAUAUAUGCCUUCCAAGGUUAUUGGCGGUUUCGACGGCCUUGUUCGCUUCAUAGCGUCUAACGUCGUGCCAACCGUUCAAUUCUCAAGCGGUCUUUUUUCUGGGCCAUCCGCAGCCUCUAGCGCGAAAAAUGACUUAUGCCGUGAGUUCCGCGGCGUGUCAGCCGCUGAGGCCAAGGCACAGUCCGAGGUAAUCAAGAAAUCCCUUUUCAGCCAGGACACAAGCGGUGCAAACGACGAGUGUCUACUAUUGCUGAAGAAAAAGGAGGCUGGACCCUGGGAAGCCUGUGAAAGCUACGAAGAGUAUCCAGCGAAACUGGAGGCAAAGUUGAGAGAAUAUUUCGCCAGCAAGCCACUCAGCACGCAACAAUCAUCGGACUCUAGUACUCCCGCCACGCCUCCGUCGCAGCGACGUCUCGCUGUCAAGGUAUUUUGGGCCGAGUCAGAUCUGUUGAUCGGGAGGAAAGGAGCUGCUUAUUUCGACACGUGUUUUAAGAAGUUUACCUCGGAAGAGCUUGGGAGCGGCGCUGAUAGUACCGUCCUGCUAUAUGAUAGCGAGGUGCUUCCUGAGACCGACCAUGAUACUGCCUUGCUACCAGAAUAUGGAGCUUUGCCACAAAUGAUAGAAGACAUCAUUGGCGCAAAAUAA
Messenger RNA from Penicillium subrubescens, 1215 nucleotides. Its product is annotated as alpha/beta fold hydrolase. NCBI's taxonomy places the organism in Eukaryota, Fungi, Ascomycota, Eurotiomycetes, Eurotiales, Aspergillaceae. The transcript has 2 exons. The coding region runs from base 1 to 1215 and encodes 404 amino acids. The record is from RefSeq and is a predicted model, not a curated record.